UUGACAGAAUGUUUGAACUACUGUCAUCUGGUCCCACACAGCUGCUUGUUCUGAUAUGCUGGAUUUGUUCAUUUACAUAAUGAAUUUCUGUGAAGCUCUAAGGUUGACUCAGACAGUGUAGUGUUCAUUUCAAUUGUUAUAUUAACCAAUAAGGCCAGGAAGGGGGAAAAGGCUGUGGUUUGCAUUACAAAAACAAAGAGCCCUGAGGCUGGCUGAACAGACUUUCAAGACUGAGCAAGCAACUAGGAUGGACAAAGUUUCUGUUAUUUGUUUGUCUAAGUCUCACUGAUAUCAUCUGUUGCUCUUUAAUAGAAGAAACGAACAUUUCUGCUAGCUGUGAUUAAACAUAGCAGUGGGAACUAAUGAUGUCGAGUUGCUUGGUGGAUGUGAGCUCUCCGGUGUCUCUCCUGACUGUGCAUUCCUGUUAAAAUACACUGCACUGGAUUUAUUUCUUGAGAAAACUGCUGUUUCAGAAAAACAUACUAAUCAGACCCUGUGGCAAUAAGUGGGACUCAUUCUUUAGAACUUGGAAUUGGCUUUCAGAAAUGUUUGUUGCUUGCUCUCAUAUUUGAUUAAGAACUUCAGAAUUCCUGCACUUUCAAUGCAAAUACAUCAAGUAAACGAGGGAGUGCAUUACAUGUGGACCUGGAACUUGACUAACUUCUUCGCUGUUUUCUAUGUUAUUUCCAAAAUAAGACAGGAGACUCAGCCUUCAGCAGUUACAUGUGUUGUCUAUGGAAAUGCAGGAUCUAGCUAGCCCGCUCAGUCGAGUAAGUGGAAGCAGUGAAUCCCCAAGUGGUCCAAAACUUGAUAAGUCACAUAUCAAUAAUAAUUCCAUGACACCAAAUGGCACAGAAGGUGACAACGUGACAAUGCUGAUAACUGCAGACUGGUUGCUAAGUACUAGUACAUACACCACUGCAGUUAAAACGGAGCCAAUGAGCAGUAGUGACAUUGCCACAUCAACAGCAGACGGGUCAUUAGAGGAUUACUCAGGAUCAGUUAUUGAAAGUAGUGGCUUCAGCCCAAGACAAACUCACCAGUUCUCCGCUCAGAUUUAUCCUUCCAACAGAUCCUACCCACAUAUUCUUCCUACUCCAUCCUCACAAACUAUGGCUGCUUAUGGACAGACACAGUAUACCACAGGAAUGCAACAGGCAGCAGCAUAUGCCAGUUACCCCCAGCCGGGGCAGCCUUAUGGAAUUCCACCAUAUGGUGCAUUAUGGGCAGGCAUCAAGACAGAAGGUGGAUUGUCGCAGGCACAGUCACCUGGGCAGACAGGGUUCAUAAGCUACAGUCCCAGUUUUAGCACACCUCCACCAGGGCAAGCCCCUUACAGCUACCAAAUGCAAGGUGGAAGCUUUACAACCACAUCGGGACUCUAUUCAGGAAGCAAUUCUCUUACAAAUUCAACAGGGUUCAAUAGUUCACAACAGGAGUACCCAUAUUCAAGUUUUGGCCAGGGUCAAUUUGCACAGUAUUAUAACAGUUCACCGUACACAUCCCCAUAUAUGACAAGCAACAACACCAGCCCCACAACACCCUCCACAACUGCAACGUAUCAUCUUCAAGAUCCACCAUCUGGAAUAACCAGUCAAGCUGUAACAGAUCCAGCUGGAGGUGAUUAUGGUACAAUUCACAGCCCAUCAACACCUAUUAAAGAUUCAGAUUCAGAUCGGUUGCGACGAAGUUCAGAUGGGAAAUCACGCGGGCGUGGAAGAAGGAACAAUAACCCCUCUCCACCUCCAGACUCUGAUCUUGAGAGAGUUUUCAUAUGGGACUUGGAUGAAACUAUCAUCAUUUUCCAUUCAUUGCUCACAGGAUCUUAUGCAAACAGAUAUGGAAGGGAUCCUCCAACAUCAGUAUCACUUGGGCUCCGAAUGGAAGAGAUGAUCUUCAACUUGGCAGACACACAUUUAUUUUUUAAUGAUUUGGAGGAAUGUGAUCAAGUCCAUAUAGAUGAUGUUUCUUCAGAUGACAAUGGGCAGGACUUAAGCACAUACAAUUUUGGAACAGAUGGCUUCCCUGCAGCAGCAACCAGUGCAAAUCUCUGUCUCGCAACAGGUGUACGAGGAGGGGUUGACUGGAUGAGGAAGUUAGCAUUUCGUUACAGAAGAGUAAAAGAAAUAUAUAACACCUAUAAAAAUAAUGUGGGAGGUCUGCUUGGUCCAGCUAAACGGGAAGCUUGGUUACAGCUACGAGCAGAAGUUGAAGCACUCACAGACUCAUGGUUAACACUUGCACUAAAAGCACUCACACUUAUUCACUCUAGGUCAAAUUGUGUGAAUAUCCUUGUUACAACGACACAGUUAAUACCAGCCCUUGCAAAAGUCUUACUCUAUGGACUAGGCAUUGUAUUUCCAAUAGAAAAUAUUUAUAGUGCAACAAAAAUAGGAAAAGAAAGUUGUUUUGAAAGAAUAAUACAGCGAUUUGGACGAAAAGUGGUGUAUGUUGUAGUAGGUGACGGCGUAGAGGAAGACCAGGCCGCUAAAAAGCACAACAUGCCAUUCUGGAGAAUAUCGAGCCACUCUGACCUCUUAGCGCUACAUCAUGCCUUAGAACUGGAGUACUUAUAGCAGCAGCACAUCAGCACUUUGAAAACCAAGAACCUCAUUGUUACAUUGUUACCAGUGGACUACAUGGAAUACUCUUACAUUUGAUGUUAGCAAUGGUACUCUGAACAUUGACCAUUGCUAUCAAUGCUGACAUACAGUUGCAGUUUGUCUUAAUGUUUAACCAUUGCUUAAAUCGAGAAGAACCCCUUUCUGCCAGACCAGCUGUUUACUCCUGUACUGUGAAUACAAUACUGAAAGCCAUUAAAGUGUGUAACAGCUGUGAAUUCUGACACUUACAUCGUGUUACAAAGGUUCACCCCUGUGAAGACAAAAAUGUUCUUCAUUGAUACGAUUUUUCCUUUUGAAUACAAGAGUUCAUUAUAUCAGAUGAAAAGACGUAUACAUCAAUGGAACACUUACAGAAUGUUUAUUUCCCACUACCCAUGGUACUUUGUACAGCUGUACUUAUUUAUAAACUGUAUAUUCUAUCAUCACUAAUGAUAAUGAAGGUACCUUAAUUAGUUUUUUUUUUCAGUUUUAAUGCAAAUUUUCAUUAAUUUUGUCACUGCAGAAAGUUCUGUCGUGGAAAGCGUUGUCUAAUUUAAACAAACAUGUACAUCACUAUGACAAUCAUGUACAGAAAAUGUGUUUUGUGUAAAUUUGUAAUAAUUGGGCAAUUCUUUUACAUAUUGAUAUUGUUAAAGUAAAUGCUAUUAAAAAGGCAGAAAUGCCUUAAUAGUGAAGUAUAAAAAAAAGGCAUUUGAGCACAAUAUGUGUGUCUGUGCCUUAAGAAAGUAUUGGGUAUAAAUAUGUAGAUAACUGAUUCUUUUUGUAGUAAGUUUGUUAACCAACAGCAUGGAUGUCAAGUGUCAACAAGAUAUUUUCUUUUGUUAUGUUCCAUUCUCCUUCUGUGUUCUUUCCCCAUACUGCAUUUUUUGAAAAGUAGUUUGGGAAGUUCUGUGCAAUCAGUGGAGAUUCCAAGCAUCAGUAAGAAGUCUUAGCAGCAUAUUCUUACAAUGUUUGGCAACCUUUAUCACAGAAAUACUCCAUGUGCUGUAAAUAGCAGAUGGCUAAUUGCUGACCUCUUCAUGCUUAAAGAAUGUAGAGGAUAGAGUAUAUAUUUUUAUUACAAAAAUUGUUUCUUUGUUAUGGACUAGAAAGGAUCUGUAUGCUGUAACUAGGAAUGCAUUGUUUGCAUUCCUUUGUAUGAGACUUAUUAGACAGGUAAGAUUUGAAACAAUCAGUUUAGAAAAAUGUAGGCUUUUGUUGUAAUUGGGUCCGAUCAAUUUCUGUAACUGCAUUUGUGAAAAAAAAAAAUAAUAUUAUUUUCAGGAUUGUUAGAUAUGGGCAUACAUUUCAAUGGUCUUGAAGUAGGUAAUGCAUUGAGUUUCAGUACUCCAAAGGCUCAAUGUUUUAUUGGCCUGGUUACUGUGAAUUCAUUUCUUGUUCACACUUCAUCACUUCUUCACAAGACCUUUCACUUUCACCAUGGAAGGUUUCCUAAUCCUAUUAGUUUCUUUUUUUAAUUGUGGCUGUACUUUUCUUUUGCAUUACUUUCUGGAAUGUUUCUAAAACUGAUGUCUGUUAAAACAUAAAGCAACAGCCUCCUUAGUGGGGACUUCUUUUUGCUGCUAAAACAAUUUACUUUGGGGUCUCUUAGUUAUUUAUAAAACUAUCGCAGAACAGCUUUUUCCUUGAACUUAGCACACCGAUGUAUUAAGAUUUUCUUUCUUUGUGAUCACAAACUAGACUGAAAAACAACUGAUUAUUUGGGUUUGUUGUACAGAGUGUGUUUUGUCCUAAAAGAGAUGUGUACAUAUUUUUCUUAUUAAUUUUGUGUUUAAAUUAAUAAAGCAAUGAUUUGUCAACUGUUCAAACCAAGUAUUUUCCUAAAGCUGUAAUAACAUGUGGUUCUUUUCUUGUUUUGGCAGUCUCUUUAAAAAUUUUAAGUGUCAGUAAGUGUAAUUAAUUCUAAUUAUGAACUGAUUCAUACAAAGAGCUCUGCUGUUUGUGUGUAUGUGUGCGUUUGCAUGUUCGAUCGUGUGUGCAUGUAUGUGUGCGUGUGCAUGAGUGUGUGUGUAUGUGUAUGUGUGUGUGUGCGUGUGUGUGUGUGUGUAUGUGUGUCUGUAUAUACGUCUGUCUAUCUGACUGCAAGCAAAUCAUGAAUGCACAGCAGUGUGUGCAACUCUGUAUGAGAAGGAUGUAUUAGAAUUUUAUAAAUGUGAUUUAUUUAUUUUUCUAUAUGAAUCCUACAUUCUGUAUUAAUGAACUAGUCUCAAUGAGCUCAUCUAAUUAUUCAAAACCCUGUUGCAAAAAUACCUUCUGCAUUUCCAUGAUUUAUGUUUUGCUGUUUGCUGCAUUUCUAAUAUUAAUAAACUUGAUCUUACUUGCCUUAUGAUCACUUCACUACAACCAUUAUGAUAAUGAAAAGCCUGUAUGAUUUUUUUGCAGUAAGUGUUGGCAGGCAUUAGGGAGAAGUCAAGACAUUAUGUAAGUUUUACAUUAACACAAAAUAAAGAGAAACAGUCCACGA
Messenger RNA from Protopterus annectens (West African lungfish), 5088 nucleotides. It is a transcript of the gene EYA1, whose product is annotated as EYA transcriptional coactivator and phosphatase 1. Gene Ontology annotation, molecular function: protein tyrosine phosphatase activity. The transcript has 18 exons. Lineage: Eukaryota; Metazoa; Chordata; Ceratodontiformes; Protopteridae. Gene Ontology annotation, biological process: cell differentiation; positive regulation of DNA repair; multicellular organism development. The coding region runs from base 735 to 2576 and encodes 613 amino acids. The record is from RefSeq and is a predicted model, not a curated record. Gene Ontology annotation, cellular component: nucleus.